AUGGAGUCCAUCGAAUGGUCUUUUGUGAGUGUAAACCAUCCGAAAAGCUCAUCCGGUCUGGGGCUUCAGAAGCAGCCAGACGUCUGUGAAUGCGGCUUUCAGACAAACCUGAUGGAGCGAUCUGAUUCUGGUGGACAACUGAAAAUGCCAUUGAGACAGCAAACUACCCAAAGUGUGCUGGCAAAAAGUUUGGAUGCACCAAAUUCCCGGUCUUCCUCAAAGAUUGUUUUCUCGUCGAAGCGAGUGCAGGACUGA
This is a messenger RNA of Protopolystoma xenopodis, 255 nucleotides long. The record is from the annotation of a GenBank genome assembly. NCBI's taxonomy places the organism in Eukaryota, Metazoa, Platyhelminthes, Monogenea, Polystomatidea, Polystomatidae.